Phoenix dactylifera (date palm) is the source of this 1700-nucleotide messenger RNA. RefSeq lists its product as uncharacterized. NCBI's taxonomy places the organism in Eukaryota, Viridiplantae, Streptophyta, Magnoliopsida, Arecales, Arecaceae. The record is from RefSeq and is a predicted model, not a curated record. Gene Ontology annotation, molecular function: zinc ion binding.
CGGACCCGCAUUCCGCAUUCUCCCUUCACCCUCUCUAUUUUCUCACGUCCUUCGGACUCGUUUGUCUUCUCCCUUUCACCCUUCUCUCCUUCCCUCGGCGAACACCCUGCUGUAACCCUAGAGAUCUCCAUCGGAUCUUUUAGAUCUUUUGCAUGGGAACGUUAUCCGCUCGGAGGAUUCAAGAAAAUCUCGGAGUCGUUCUUCCAGGGAUGAGGUGAAUCACUUUUUUUGCCCUCUGUCUUUUUUUUUUCGAAGUGAAAAGGAAUUCAGCUCAGAUAACAUUUUUUGCUUCACUAAGAAGAUUGCCACUGUCUUGAGUCCCAUCUUGAAGAUAGCUACUAGUACUCCUGGAGAGAUGUCAGAAGGUACCAGGACUAGUUUCCAUUAGAUGGCAUGGAGGUGAAGGGUUUUUGCAUUUGAGAUGAACUACCAAAUUAAGCCAUUUGGUGAUGUCUGGAUAUGAUUGGAUUUUGUUCAUAAUGCAGUUGGUGUCUACUGGCAGUCGGGCAGAAGAAGCAUCAGAGACUGAGCCAAUUCUGUCUCAGCCAGCCAAUGCUGGCAGUUCCAAGGAGUCCCCAUCUUCAUGUGAAAUCAGCCCUCUGGGUGUUGAUGAUGAUGGUCAAAACAUUGAUGAUGAUGAAUGUUGCAAUCUUGUGAAUCAAGACCUACCACAAUGCCGAAUUUGCCUUGAUACUGGAGAUGAUGAUCUAAUUGCACCCUGCCAAUGUAAGGGUACACAGAAGUACGUGCAUCGAUCAUGCCUUGAUAACUGGAGAUCAACCAAGGAAGGCUUUGCAUUUGCACACUGUACAGAAUGCAGGGCUGUUUUCAUACUGCGUGCAAAUGUGCCACCAGAUCGGUGGUGGUUGAGACUGAAGUUUCAGCUCCUUGUUGUUAGGGAUCACGCAAUUAUAUUUGUUGUUGUGCAACUGGUUGUCGCUUUGUUGAGUAUGCUGGUAUACAGAUUUUAUGGCGAGGAACUGCGAGAAAUGUUUGGUUAUGAGGAACACCCGUAUGGAUUUUAUAUAAUUGCCAUAUUAGCUGUUAUUCUGGUGGGCUUGCUGUACGGAUUCUUCAUUGCCAUAAUAUGCGGACAGAGGAUCAAUGAACGCCAUUAUCAUAUUCUAGCAAAACAAGAACUGACAAAGGAAUAUGUGGUGGAAAGUAGAGACGAAAAUAAGAAUUUUCCGGAGCUUGAGCCCGCUCAUGUUAAGGAGUUGAGAAUGCUGGGACUUUACUGAGCUGGAUUAUGAGCAUGAACUACUAUCAGGUUCUCUGUUACCUAGUGAAAUCUACCUUGUAGAUACCAGAUGAUCGACCACAGCACAAGCCAAAUCAACUACAACAUAAUUGGAGUCUGGAGACAACUGCUACGAAGAAAGAUGUAAUUACAAAACAUAUGGAGAUGGUUUUUGAUUUUUUUCCCCCACUUACAAGGCCAACCUUGCAACUUCUCUCUCCUUUUCAUAUAUAUAUAAACUAUUUUGCAUAUAAAAAUGUUUAUGCACAUUAAUGUGCUGCAAAUGUUGAGCUGUCUCGUUCCAUGAAAUGUUGACAUGGAAAAGUCACAAGCAUUUUAUGAUGUUACCCUGUACUUAAUAAAGGAUUCUAAUUUACAAACUGUAGCAUUUGACAUAUAGUUAUGUUGUAUAACUGAUACAAAAAGGUUAGAUUAACGAAGAAUUACAAUUUAUUGUCAA